Molecule: messenger RNA, 734 nt
Organism: Ananas comosus (pineapple)
Lineage: Eukaryota; Viridiplantae; Streptophyta; Magnoliopsida; Poales; Bromeliaceae
Product: subtilisin-like protease SBT3.9
Exons: 3
Coding region: 86-529 (147 amino acids)
Source: RefSeq, a predicted model, not a curated record
ACCCGCACACGCACACGCACGCGUAAUAAAAGAAAAAAACAGAACCCGAGAGAGAGUGUGUGAAUUAUAAGAGGGAAACAAACCCAUGAACGCAUCGGCCUCGCCCUCCUCGUCGCGCUUCCUCCUCUUUGUCUCCUUCUUCGUCGUCGUCGUCGUCCUCUUCCUUGCGCUCCCCGUGACCUCGAUCUCGGCUCCAAUGGCGGACGAGCACGCGAAGCUUCCCCCGGAGGAGGCGGAGGCGGAGGUGGAGGAGGCGAAGGUGCAGAUCGUGUACGUGGAUCGCCCCGAGGGCGCGGAUCCCGAGGAGUUCCACAUCCGCACCCUCGGCGCCGUCCUCGGCAGUGAGGAGGCUGCGAAGGGGGCUGUGAUCUACCACUACACGCACGCGGCCAGCGGCUUCGCCGCGAAGCUCACUCCGAAGCAGGUCGAGGAAUUGCAGAAGCAACCAGGUGUUCUUCAGGUGGUGCCGGACAGAAGUUACCAGCUGCAUGGGCCCAGCACUGCCACCCACCGCAUCAGCAUCAUCUGAACAAACAAACUACUACUACUACUACUACUAUUUUGUGUUGAUGGACAUGUAAUUGCAUGUAAUAUGAGUUAGCUGUGUCGCUUAAGAAGUUGUUUGUACUUUGUACUGCUUAUGCUUUAUAUAAUAAACUAGUGUAAUGAACCGCGCUUCACGGCGGGAGGUCGUAACAUUGGGAGCUAAUAACAUGACUUUUAUUAUAUUUAUU